AAAAAACAUGGCUGCGCCCAGGUUGACUUUAAAUUGUUGACGAGGCAAUUUUUUUAAAACUUCUUUUCUGCUCAGAAGGACGGCAUAAAAAUCACGCGAAUUCCAUUCAUCCACCGAUGAGAAGAUUCAAUUCCGUCAUGGCUAGAAUUUACCCGACGACGGUUGUGGCUUUGAUGAUCAUCGCUGUAGUCGUCUACAUGCUGGUGUUCUAUUUACCCUUGCCAUCCAACCAGGGAGACGACAGAAAACCAAAAGAUGUUUUAGCAGCCAAGCCGGACGGACCCCUCCUCCUCGCCCCAGCCCAUCCCAAGAGGAAUACCAGCAAAGGGUCCAAGUCGGGCCUCAGAAAAGCCCCCCAGCUGCACAAACUGUCUCACAAAGGCAAGGAUGUGGUCAACGUGGUGGUGUGCUCGGACGAGAAGACGCUGGGCGGCCUGAUCGCCACGGUGAACAGUAUUUGGCUGAAUACCAAGUCCCACGUCAAAUUCUACAUCAUGGUGGACAAGGAAUCCUUGCUGCAUCUCAGGUCAUGGCUGGCCAUACCUGCCCUACGGGAUAUUGACUACACUAUGGUGGCAUUCAACGAGUCGUGGGUAAAGGGAAGAACGCAAGCCAAAGAUGUGAGAAGAGAAUCCGUUUCGCCGAUGACAUUUGCACGCUUUUACUUCACCAAAACGUUUCCGGCUUUGACAGGCCGCGUGAUCUUCAUUGACAGUGAUACAAUUGUACAGGGCGACAUUGCCGAGUUGAACAACACGAAGAUGGAGCCGGGGGUGGCCCUAGCCCUAUCUGAUGACUGUAGCUCCUCCUCCAGCAGGGCAAGCCUUCGUCAGAACGUAUACUCCAACUACCUGAAUUUCCUAAACGAGAACAUCAAGAAGCUAGGCCUGAACCCCAUGGCCUGCUCCUUCAAUGCUGGGGUCUUUGUAGCCAACGUCACCUUGUGGAAGGAGCAGAAGAUUACCGAGAGGCUGGACUACUGGCUCAGCAUCAAUGCAAAGGAGGAUAUCUGGAGUACUCAGAGGGGCGGAGGGAACGCUGCCCCGCCCAUGAUGAUAGUUCUUUACAAACAGCACACAGACAUCCCUCCAGAGUGGCACGUCAGACAUCUUGGUGUGACCUCCGGAACGCGGUACUCGGAAAACUUUGUGAAAUCGGCCAAGCUCCUGCACUGGAACGGCCACUUCAAGCCGUGGGGCCGGACUUCCCAGCACACCCUGGUCUGGGAGAAGUACUUCCUACCUGACCCCAUGGGCAAGUUCAGAUUGGUCCGAAAGUACAAGGUGGAUUAAAAUCUAUAAAACAAAGAAAAAAAAGAAAACAGACACAGGGUACAAGUCAUUCCUCAUGCAAAUAUGAUUUAAAGGUCGAGUACAUCAUUUGUCAUUCGUGCAUUUUUUUCGUUUGAAGCAACAAAAGUGCUCAAAUCUAAAGAAGGGUGUUUAACAACUAACCUGAUGAAGUUUCAGCUCAGUGAAUACUGUACA
Molecule: messenger RNA, 1487 nt
Organism: Patiria miniata (bat star)
Lineage: Eukaryota; Metazoa; Echinodermata; Asteroidea; Valvatida; Asterinidae
Product: glycosyltransferase 8 domain-containing protein 1-like
Exons: 8
Coding region: 117-1292 (391 amino acids)
Cellular component (GO): Golgi apparatus
Molecular function (GO): glycosyltransferase activity
Source: RefSeq, a predicted model, not a curated record